Molecule: messenger RNA, 927 nt
Organism: Rotaria sp. Silwood2
Lineage: Eukaryota; Metazoa; Rotifera; Eurotatoria; Philodinida; Philodinidae
Source: the annotation of a GenBank genome assembly
AUGAAUAAUAGUAAAAAAGGUUUUGGUGGUGAACAUGGCGUUGAUGAUCGUGCAAAAGAUGAAUCUGCAGUGGGUUUUGAUUAUAAAGCAACAGUUGAAAAACAUUCAUCACAAACAGAUGCUUCGAAAGGUUUUGGUGGAAAGUAUGGUGUCGAACAAAAUGCACAAGAUAAAUCAGCCGUUGGAUUCUCUCAUAAAGAAACACUAAUAAAACAUUCUUCACAAACAGACUAUACUGCAGGGUUUGGUGGUAAAUAUGGUGUUCAAAAAGAAGCACCUACAAGCCCUCGUGUUGCUCCGUCUUCUCCACAACCACCUGCUGAAUCAAAAGUUAUCGAAAAACCUGCAAUAAUUACAAGUAGUAAAGCAGAUGUUGGUAAUAUUCGUGCAAGAUUUGAAAAUAUGAAAAAAGAACAAGAAUCAGAAACUGCAAAGCGCAUUGCUGAAGCAAGAAAAAAUCGAACUGCUACUGAUCAACAGCAACAGAAACAACAAUCGAAUAAUGAUGAUCAAGAAAAAAUAAAACAACAAGAAACAGUUUUAACAACGAAAGAAACUAUUAGAGAGCCAUCACCAGCUCGACCAAGGACACCAACAGAAACGACUCAAGAACCAUCAUUAGCUCGACCAAAGACACCAACGGCACCCGAAAUAUCAACUCCAAAUCAGGAUGAAAAUGAUGAUGAUAACAUUGAAACUGUAACAUCAACAACAACUGAAGAGAACAAAGAAAAACCAAAUCAAUUUGUUGGUGGUAUUAAUGUGACAUCUUUAUUACGUCUACGUAAGACUUCAUCUUCAUCAUCAAAAAAAGAUGAGGAGGAGGAGGAGGAGAAUGAGUGGGCUAUUGAUAAAGAUGAAACAAAUCAACAAUCAAGUGAAAAAACAAGUCCAUCGGCAAGGUCAACUGACGAAUGGAUUGAGUAA